Epinephelus moara (kelp grouper) is the source of this 1456-nucleotide messenger RNA. It is a transcript of the gene thg1l, whose product is annotated as tRNA-histidine guanylyltransferase 1-like. The transcript is spliced from 8 exons. The record is from RefSeq and is a predicted model, not a curated record. Gene Ontology annotation, biological process: tRNA modification. Gene Ontology annotation, molecular function: magnesium ion binding; tRNA guanylyltransferase activity. The coding region runs from base 346 to 1245 and encodes 299 amino acids. Lineage: Eukaryota; Metazoa; Chordata; Actinopteri; Perciformes; Serranidae.
AACCACAAGAUGGCGCCCAAACACAGAUGAUGUUGAGUUGCUUCUGGGCUUGAGCACCGGAACUUUUGUUCGUCGUGUCGGCGGCCCCACUCCGACAGAAUUCGUUGACGGACUGUGUACAUACCAACGUUUGUGAGCCAGAAACAGUACCGGGAUAAAUGUACAUAUCGUUCUAUGACACAGCUUUAUUACUUUACUAAAUUAAAUUUUGGUGUUUGUGUAACUAGCGGUAUAGCCAGAUAUUAACGCAUGAAGUAAACGGGUUUCCAAGAAGUAUCUAACUUGCUGGUUAAUUUGCUGGUGUGUCGGACUAACACUACAGAUGGCAUCACAGUGACCACCCUCAUGUUGAUUGGAAGGGCCUGCAGAUUUAGUGGAUGUGUCAGGUCUUGUUUCAUCAAACCUUUGGCCAGUUUUUCUUUCAGUUCCAGCAACAUGGCCAAGAGCAAGUUUGAGUAUGUCCGCAACUUUGAAACAGACGACACAUGUCUACGAAACUGCUACAUUGUUGUGAGACUGGAUGGGCGUAACUUCCACAAGUUUGCAGAGCAGCACAAGUUCACAAAACCCAAUGAUAACAGGGCGUUGGGCCUGAUGACCCGGAGUGCACGCUCUGUCAUGGAGGAACUAGAGGAUAUUGUCAUCGCUUAUGGUCAAAGUGACGAGUUCAGCUUUGUUUUCAAGAGGACCUCAACCUGGUUUAAGAGGAGAGCCAGUAAGCUCAUGACCCAUGUGGCCUCCCAGUUCUCCUCCUCAUAUGUGUUUUACUGGAAAGAGUUUUUUGGAGAACAACCCCUCUUGUACCCCCCAGGCUUUGAUGGACGCGUGGUCCUGUAUCCUAGCAACCGCAACCUCAGAGACUACCUCAGCUGGAGGCAAGCAGAUUGUCACAUAAAUAAUUUGUACAACACAGUGUUUUGGACUUUAGUACAACAGGGGGGACUCACCACAGCCCAGGCAGAGGAUCGCCUAAAGGGAACGUUAGCUGCAGACAAAAAUGAGAUCCUGUUCACUGAGUUUGAUAUCAACUACAACAGUGAAUCUGCUCUCCACAGGAAAGGCACCACUCUCAUCUGGGAAAAGCGAGAUGAAACCGUCACCAAACGCAUGAAGCUACCAAACGAAGAGGAGAAGGAUGUGGCUGUAACUCGCAGCAGGAGGAGGGUGGAGGCACACAAUUGCGACAUCAUAGGAGACCAGUUCUGGGAGAAACACCCAGACAUCCUGGAGGACGACAACUGCUAACAGCUACUGUGGACAGAGUCUAACUGGAAUGGUUUAAGUGGACCAAAACAGCUCAGUGUUUACUGAUGUAGAUGAACAUGUGUGUCAAGCAACACCGUGAUGCUUAGUGACCUUGAAUCCCCGAACAGAAGACUGAAGCCUUUGUACAAUUACGCUUUCACAGCUGUAUUAAACUUCUGUCAUAAUGUUCCCGUAAAGUUUUCUCCUUAAA